AUGUCGUUGGGCAUUGGCUCAAGCCUCGUAUUCGCCAUGAAGCUCUUGCCAAUGGUUUCCCUCGGUCUGGCAGCAGUGCCUGCUGUCCUCAGCCAGGCCCUGAAUGACCCGCUCGUUCGCAACACGACUUCUGGAAUGAUUCGCGGAUAUUUGGACACGAAUACCACGUCUGUCGAUCUCUACAAGUGGUAUGGUGUUCCUUUUGCCGCUACGACGGGCGGACAGAACAGGUGGCUGCCCCCGCAAACCCUUGAGUAUGCCGAUGGGAUCACGAACACCACCGUGUUCGGCGCGGCAUGUAUGCAAGGCAUAUACAACGCUGGGAAUGGGACACAGAACCAGAGCGAGGACUGUUUGUUCAUCAACAUCGUUGCCCCUGUAGGAGCGACGAAUCUUCCCGUCUAUGUGUAUUCAUUUGGUGGAGGGUUCGACAGUAAUGCUGCGUCGGACCCCAAAAUAGACGGGUCUUGGCUUGCAGCAAGAGACAUCGUAUAUGUCAGCUACAACUACCGAUUGGCAUUAUGGGCAUUCCCCAGCUCUAUUGAAAUUGCGGAGGCCGGCCAGACACAAAACUUGGCUUUGCUAGACACACGUGCAGCAGUCGAGUGGACGGUAGCCAACAUCGCGACCUUCGGUGGUGACCCUACCAAGAUCACCCUUGGCGGUGAAUCGGUGGGCGCAGAAAUGACGAACAUGUACCUGACGGCAUGGCCCGAAGAUCCCCUCAUUCGUGGUGCCGUUAUGCAAAGUUCUGAUACGUCGCAGCCCAUGUAUCCCCUUGGGCAGCAAUUGUCCAUAAUCGCUCAGAACGUAUCUUGCCCCGCACAACCUCCCGGGCAGCUUGAUUGCCUCCGACAGGUGGAUCCCUUCACCCUCCAGUCCGUCCUUAUCGCCACUGGCGCCCAGUUCCAGCCUGUGAUUGAUAACAUCACCGUCUUCCAAGAUUAUGUCCGGAUAACGAUUACUGGUCAAACAGCCAAGGUUCCGUUGCUUAUUGGUAACAAUAAGAACGAAGGACAAACGAUUGUGAAUGGGGAACCUACGUCAUACACGAAUGAGUCCGCAUACAUAAUGAGCAACAAUUUCAACUUCCCAAUGUCCAACGUUCCUCAGGUUCUCAGCAUGUAUCCUUCCCCAUCUCCGGAAUAUCCUUCCAUCAUCAACGCUACUAGUGCUAUGUGGCGUGAUGCACACAUGAUCUGUCUAUCAAGCAAUCUCGCUUUGUGGCGCACACAACUGCUACAACUGCCAGUUUGGCGAUAUGAAUUCGCACUCGUGGCGGACAACUUGAAUGCCGAGGGAGCUUCGAUAGGAACGUUCCACGGCGAGGAUAUCCAAUUCGUCAUGGGAACUCUAUACACUAUAGCAGACCAAGCUCCCUACAUUCCGGCUACACCAUUUGAGUGGAACGUGUCCGACUAUAUGGUUACUGCCUGGACCAACUUCGUCAAGGACCCUACCUUGGGGCCACGUAUUGAAGGAUGGAAUCAGUACAACCCUGCGGAUCCAACUUCGCUCGCAGUAUUGGGCAUAUCUGAGACUGGCGCCAUUCCUGGAAAUUCCAGCGCCAGGGACCACACUUGCCAGUACUGGAACCAGAUCCUACCUCUGUUCCCACGAACUUACCCCGACUGUGGAACUUGGACUUGCUCGGACUAG
Serpula lacrymans var. lacrymans S7.9 is the source of this 1659-nucleotide messenger RNA. RefSeq lists its product as uncharacterized. NCBI's taxonomy places the organism in Eukaryota, Fungi, Basidiomycota, Agaricomycetes, Boletales, Serpulaceae. The coding region runs from base 1 to 1659 and encodes 552 amino acids. The record is from RefSeq and is a predicted model, not a curated record. The transcript has 11 exons.